AAGGAAUACAGAUGUGACAAGAAAUACAGAUGUGACAAGAGAUAUAAAUAUGACAAGAGAUACAGAAGUGAGAAGAAAAAUAGGUGUGACAAGAACUUUAAAUGAGAUAACAAAUACAAAUGUGACAAUCAAUACAGAUGUGACAAGAAAUACAGAUAUGACAAGAAAUACAAUUCUUUUCAGCAAGACUGGGGUAUGGGUUUCAAAUGAUUUUGGGCAAAGAGGACCUAACUGGCCACAAGCUUAUGUGAUCAGGCGACAGCGUGAUAUGAGAGGAUAUUUAACAAUAGGAAUACCAUCGAUCAAGCGACCAAUCAAAAAGCCGUAUCUUCUUAACACCUUGCGAUAUAUCAUGGAAAACACAUGGGAAGAUGAACGGCCUCAAAUCGUAAUAAUUAUAUUCCUGGCAGAUGAAGACA
Molecule: messenger RNA, 419 nt
Organism: Owenia fusiformis
Lineage: Eukaryota; Metazoa; Annelida; Polychaeta; Sabellida; Oweniidae
Source: the annotation of a GenBank genome assembly